AUGAUUAGUCCUACCAGGAUGAGACGAUCUUCUGGGGCGAGUGAUUACUAUAGUCCAGGACUAGAAAGGCUUAGCGAAAAAAUAUUCGGACGAACAACAAAGAAGAAGCCAACAGUCAAAACUCCAAUUGAAAAGAAAACCAAAGGAAGGCAAACUUUUAUAAAGCUAACAUCAUUAAGCCAAAGCGAUUUCCAGAUUAAAUGAGCACUUCUAAUUUUCACUAUAAACCUUUACAAUCUUUUUACAGUGCCUUUAUUUUUAGGGAUUCAAGGAUUUCCUUGGGGAGUAUGGCUAGCGUUGGAAAUUUCUUUUGAGGUAAUUUUCAUCAUUGAUUACAUCUCAAGGAUUAUCUUUAAAAGAUUUGAAAUUUGAAAGCGCCUCUGGAUGCUGCAUGAGAAAAGCGACUAUGCGCACUUAUCAUGUCUAUUGCUUUCAUCAGUUCCUUAUUCCUUUUUGUCAUUAGCGAUUGGUCUCGAUUUAGAAGGAUAUACUGUUGCGUCUCUUAGAGCGCUUAAACUGCUAAGAUUCUUUCAAUUUUUAACAUGAUUUUCAAACCAAGAAGUAAUAUCAAAGGCUCCUGAAGGAUUAAAGAUGAGGAUUUUUAAAAAUUUGAUUCUUCUUCUUGGAACAAUUCACUACUCUGGGAUGCUCCUAGCAUUGAUAGCAAGAAUAGAAAUUGAUAAUGGAGAUACUGGAACUUGAUUACAGCCUUGAAUUGAUGGAGGAGCUAGGAAAUAUGAAAUCUACAUAGACUCUGUAUUCUGGGCUACAGCAACUUUAUCAACGAUUGGCUAUAAUGAUACAACACCAUCCACUCUUGCAGAAAAGUAUGCAUCAUCCUUUAUCAUGGUUAUUGGGGCUUCCAUCUGUGCGUGGGUCUCUGGGAGCAUUGUUUCAGCAUUAAUUACAUUAAAGUUUAAAGAAUAUGAAACUCAAGAAAAGAUAGAAAGAGUAAAGAAGUGAUGCAGACUAAGGCAUUUGACACCAAAACUAAGCAAGAGAAUUAUUACCUACUACUCUUCUAUAAGAAAUCAAUUUUCCUACAUCAUUGAUGUCGAAUUUUUGAAGGAGCUGCCAAGUUCACUGAGAGGUGAGAUAUCGACUGCUCUUCAUGAAGAUAUGAUACCAAAGGUUUCUCUUUUUGAAAAGGCCGAGCCAAGUUUUGUUCUUGAAAUUCUCAAAUACUUAAAGCCUAGUAUCUUUAUGAAGGGAGACUUUAUCAUAAGACAAGGAGACUACGGAGAAGAAAUGUUCUUUGUCAAAGUAGGAAUUGUUGAGAUUAUUGCAGCUGAUGCAGAAAUGAUUAUAACCCUUUUGUAUGAAGGCGAUUAUUUUGGAGAAAUAGGAGCUUUGCUUAAUAUUAGAAGAACAGUUUCUGUUCGCGCACAAACAGCAGCCAUGAUCUCUUCGAUAGCUAAAGAAGACUUGGUUAGAAUCCUGAAAGAUUAUCCGGAUUACCAUGACUUUUUAGUCAAAGUUGGCCAGCAAAGAAUGGCCACAACUAAAAUGGAAGAUUUUAACUUUACUUUAGAAAUUCCAAAAGAGGAAGACUCUCCUGAAGAUGAAAAUGAUGAUGGUAAUGAAAAUGAUAAUAUGAAAUUAGAAGACAACCCACAAAAACCUGAGAAUGCAGAUAUUGGGUGGCUAAGAACGUUUAUAUAUAAUGAAAAGCAUGACCAAAAAAACCAAGAGCUCAUAAUAGAUCCGUUCUCGGGUUUUUUUUAUCUUUGGUCUUUUGUGCUAACUCUAGCUUUUGGCUUUUAUCUAUUUUAUAUCCCGUUUGCAAUUGCUUUUGAAUUUCCCCUGUAUGGAGUAUGGCUAGGUUUUGAUAUAGUUUCUUAUAUAAUUUACAUAAUAGAUAUGCCUAUACAUCUGAGAACUGCAAUUUUCACACAGCUUGGGACAUAUACAUGAGAUCCAUCAGUUCUACAAAAAAACUACUUAAACCGCUAUUUGCUAUGAGAUGUUAUUUCUGUGCUACCAAUUGAUUUUAUAUGUGAAGCAGCUGGCAGCUAUCAAUAUGUUCCUGCCUUUUUUAGAAUUCUAAGACUUUUCAAGUCUAAGAGAAUUUAUAGGCUCUAUAAAUACUUUUUCUAUAACCCUCACUCAACAUUAUCAUAUGCACGUCUUUUAGCUCUCUUCGUAUUCACUAUUUAUUUCAGCCAUUUUAUUGCUUGCAUUUCCUUUUAUUUAGGUAAACUGCAAUACUGAAUUGAUCCAGAUGCUCGUUUUAAUCAUCAAAAUUUCAUCAAUUCAUUCCCUCUUAAUCACUAUUACCCUCCUGGAACAAUCAUUUUAGAUAUCCCAAUAUAUGAUCAAUAUGUGAAUUUAUUAUACUUCGGGUACUCAAUAAGUACCUCUGGAGCGUAUGGUGAUAUCCCUGUCCCAACAGUAGCUGAAAAAGCCCUCAAUAUUUUCUUUAAUAUCUCUUCUAUGAUACUAGCCGCAUUUAUUAUUGGAGAAGCAGCAAGCUUGGCUUCAAGCUACCAUAAAAAUCAAACUGAGUAUUUAAAAAAAUUGAGAGUGAUAAAGGAAUGGAUGGCUCACUGUGAUCUUUCUCAGGAAUUGCAAAGGCGUAUCUUAAAUUACUACGAUCUUCUUUGAAACAAACUACAGGGCUAUGAUGAUGAAGAAAUCAUGCAGGAUUUCCCAGAAACCCUGACUCCCCUUUUCUAUAUAAUUUUAUAGUAAUUUUUUUCUUCGAAAUAUAAAAAGAUUUCAACUGGAAAGCAAAAGCUAUUAAGUUUGUAAAACUAGUUUUUAAAAUGCAAGCUGUUUAAAUUCAAAAGAAUUAGUGAGAGAUUUCAUUAUAAUGAUUAAAAAAAUUUUUGCUCGCCCACGAAGGGAGAGUUUUGGCCAAAAAUAGGGAUUGUUCCAAUGGUUUUGUUCACUUAUGGAAUGGGGAAGUGAGAACUGAUAUCAAAUUCUUUUUAUUUUCAGACCUCACCAAGUCUGGGUUUUUCCCAGAGGAGGAAAAAGGAGCUAUGCUGUCUAUAGUGAGAAAAUAUAGGCUCUCGAUGGUUUGCGAAGGUGAAACAAUUGUUUCAGAAGGCGAAUUAGGGCUCGAGAUGUAUUUUAUACUUGAUGGAGAAGUAGAAGUCGUGUCUUCAGCAGGGAUUGUUUUGAAUUCUAUUAAGAGUGGCUCUGUAUUUGGCGAAAUGGCUCUACUUCAUGACUUUCCCUCAGUUAGAGUUGCAACAGUGAGAGCCAAAACUGAUGUGACAAUUGCUAUCCUUUCUAUCAACGACUUCAAUUUCAUUAUGAGCGCUUAUCCUGAGUUUUCAGUAAAAAUUCGUAAAAUUGCAACUGAAAGACAAAUGAUGAACAUAACCACAUUGCAAAAGGCAGGAAUUGAAAUCCAAGGACUCCCAAUUCUGACUGUCAGAACGUUGAUGACUGAAGGUUCGGAUGACUACUUCAGCAAGGAUGAGCCUUCUGACAGAGUGGAAACUAAAGAUGAAAAUUCUCCUGCAAAUGAAAUUGCUGUAAGCUAUUUCAAAAUCAAUCCAAUUCUUGUAAAAUUCCACAACUCUAAUAUGAGGCAUUAUCUUUAUUUUGUCCUUAACCUUUACAAUUUCAUAUUUGUCCCUCUUCAAAUAGCAAAUAAAUAUGGCGUCUCAGCCCAAGUAUUGCCUCCCGGCAAUGCAUCCUCAAGUUCAUAUUUAUUUAUAUCAGGCAAAGCUUUGCAAACCCAGAACUGGAUAGAUAGGUAAGCAAUUCUGGUAUGUUCGGAGCCUAGUCCUAGUCUGCUUUCCAGAUUGGAGGGAAAAGGUGGUUCAGAAUGGAAAGAUGAAGCUUAGCAUUAUCUAUAGGCACGACUAGGCUAUUUGGGCACUUUUUUAGCGUGAAACUGUGAGUACCUCAGGCCUUGAAUUUUUCCUUUUUGCUUAAAUCCAUUUUUUAGGAUUUUUGUGUUGGCAGUCUUCUUUCAAUCCAAGCUACAUAUCCAUAGCCUUCACAGCCGUCAAGGCAAGGAGCAUGAGGAGACAUAGAACACUAUUUCAAAGGCUACAAAUUCAUCAUCCCAACUUAAAAAAAGCUUUCCAUGGCAACAUCGCAAAGAGGUGAAUCUUCUAGGAGAUCAAUUUGCUACUGCAUUAACAGUAAGCAGCAGCCAGACCUGUAAUUAAGCUAAGCUUAAGCUCCUCUUCAAAUAGCAUUUGAAUAUGAUUUUAAUGCAGCCUUUUUGCUUUUUGAAGUGCUGUCAAUUGUUUUGUAUUUGGCUUACAGCCUCUAUUAUUGAAACUUGUAUCAGAUCCUUAGCUUUGCUCCUCACUCAAUUAUAAAAUUAAAACUUAAAGGUUCAAAACCACGAAGGUGUUUAUAUAAAUGCUUCCAUAACUUUUUAAUGGCUAUACCAUUUGCAUUAAUUUUUUGGCUUGCUGAUUUAUAUGAACCAAGAGAGCUUGUGGCUAUUUUUUCAGUUAUUAGAAUUACUGGGUGCUAUUAUAUAGCAGAAUUUUAUGACAUUAUGAAAAAGCAAUUCCCAUCUAUUUUUACAUUAUUAAGAGUAUUAGAAGUCAUUGUAAUAUAUGUAAUGGUUAACCACUUUAGUGGGGCUUUCUUUAUUGAGUGCGCAAAGCGAGAAGGUAUAGCACAUGAAUUUUUUUUAGAUUAUUAUUGACUGUCCAUUUUAAUUUUUCAAAAUUAAUUUGUACUUGUUAAUUUUUUUGAAAUGUGUAAAAACGAAAAUGAUAAAUUUCCAUUGAUGGAUCUAAGAUACCUAAUUCGGCUUAGAUUGAUAAGAAGUAUCCUGGACAAUUUUUUUCUGAUCGAUAUUCUGCUGGGAUAUAGCGAUCUAUUAUGGCGCAUAAAUUAUACUAUGCAUUCUUGGCUUUCAAGAGUUCCCUCUCCUCAACCCAACGAAUUCAGAACCAGCUCCUCUGGGCCUUUAACGCAUCAGACUGUUUAUAUCCAUGCAUUUCAUUGGUCUUCAAUAGUAGUUUCUCAUGCAGGAUAUGGAUGGGUUGUAAGCAACUCUCCAUCCGAAAAAGCUUAUAACUGCUUUAUUUUCCUUAUAGGGCUAUUUGCUUUUUCUAUAUUAUUUGGAAGCAUCACAUCGCUAGUCACAGAAAUGGCUUCUAAUCUACAAUUUAAAUUCCUCAAAAGCUAUAUCUUUGUGAAGGAUUUUAUCGCCAAGAAAUUCCUUGAUGAUAAUUUUUCUGGUGAAGUUGACGAAUACUUUAAUUAUCUGGAUAAAUGCAACAAAGGGAUAAAUGAUAAUGAAAUAUUAAAGGAACUGCCUGCUGGCUUAAUGGUAGAAAUAAAAAUGAGCAGAUAUUCUGAUACAAUUGAGCAGUCUCAGAUUUUUAAAAAGAAUGGAGUAGUUGAUGAAGAGCUUGCAAAGUCGAUUUUCAGGGUGGUCCAAUGAUCGUGCACUUUUGAUAGUGUGCAUUUCACCGAAGUUCUUUUGGCCAAAAAUUGGUUGAAAUUUGUUGACAGUGAGACAUUUGAUCGAAAAAAACCGUUAAAAAUUUCGACCAAAUGCCACACUAUAUAUAAAUUCUCGGCCAAAUAUAUUUCGAUGAAAUGCAAACUAUCAAAAAUCUACUGUCAUUUGACAUAAAGCCGAUUUUCAGGCUACUUGAAAUAGAAAUUUAUUUGGUCGGAGAUCCUAUAAUCCAUGCAGGAGAGAAAAGCCAUGACUUGUUUAUCAUUUUAGAUGGAGAAGUGGAUCUCGUUAAUUUUUGUGGAAAAAGAAUUGUAAUGAAUCUUACAAAAGGGAAUCAUUUUGGGGAAAUUUCAGUUUUUAUUGAUUCAAUAAGAGCAAGACCUUUUAAUGCAAUCGCAACUAGUGUGUGCCAAAUUGGACUACUGAAAGCUGAACAUAUCGAGUUAUUGAGGGAUGCAUUCCCUGAAUGACACCAAGAAAUGCUUGUUAUGGCUCAAAACCGGCUAGCACAAAUUUUUUCAGCUGAAAGUGUAGACUAUGCAAUUGCUGAGUUUGAAAGAGUUUACCAAAAAUUCCAAAAAGACCCGAAUGCUUCAAUAAAAUACUACAAUCGAACUGAAAAGCUCAUGGAAUCAAAAAUUCAAAUAAUUCUGUCCAAAAAAUCUAGUCACAUCUGAAGGAACAUUGCUAUUAUCCAUAUGAUUUUUCUCACUUAUACUUCAAUAGAACUGCCUUUAGAAAUUGGAUUUGAAAUGCCAUAUAACGGUUUUCUCCUAUCUAUGGAAAUUUUAUGCUUAAUUUUUUCACUUGCGUUUUUUUUAGUUAACUUGAAAUACUCAUUUAUAUUUAGGGAUAAAUGAAACCAUGAAAAUGAUGAGUGGGCAAAUAAAGAUUCUUAUUGGUGCUUUUGUCUUGAUAUAAUUUCACUUUUGCCAUUUGAUGCAAUUCUUGCUUCUUUAGGUGUUAACAGUCCUUAUUAUUUUAUAUCAUUCCUAAGAUCAGUCAGAAUAAUAGCAGUUUUCAGGCUAUUUUCUUUGUUUGAUAGAUUAGGGAGACACAUGAAAGAUAUUUCGACUGAGUUAAAUGUGCUAGAGGCUUCUGUCACUGUUUUAAUUUCUAUACAUUGGAUGAGCUGCUUAAUGUGAUAUUACAGUCUUCAUGAAGUUCAUUACUCAUGAAUAAAUCUGAAUAAUUUGGAAGAUACAGGAGUAGGAAAUGAGUACAGCUGAGGGUUAUUUUACAUACUUAACAUUAUUACUUGUACUGGAUAUGGCUUUAUGCAUGAAGCGAAUGAUUCUGAAAGAGUGUGAGCAAUGUUUUGAAUUUUCUUAAUCUCUCCUCAUUUUUUAAGUUUCAGAAAAAUUUUAUUAUAAGCAUAUAAUAAAAUUUGCAAAAAAAUAUAUACAAUUUGCUUGUCGUUAAUAUGCAAGGAGAUAGGAGAUAUAAUGAAUGCAAUCGUUUUUGGACUUAUGGCAACUGCAGCGGCAACUUCAAAAUCUGAAUUGAUAUAGUGAACUACACUGACUGGCACGGGGUGCUUUUGGCUCAGUUUCGAGCCAAAAGCACCCCGUGCCAGUCAGUGUAGUUAACUAUAUACUAUAUAGAAAAACUUAAUUCACCAUUUUGCAUGAGCCAAGGAUCAGAAAAAAUAAAAAAAUUAAUUAAGGAUCUUGAAGAAUAUCACUCAUUUUCAACCUCUCUAAGGCUGGUUUAUGGUCCAAUUGAUUAUAAUCAACUCUUUCUCCAUAUUCCACAAAAUUUGUCUAAAUCUAUCAUUUUCGAAUGCACAAAGCUGAUGCUUGAAAAAGUUCCCUGCUUCCAAUUCUCAGAUUCCCAUAAAAUUUUUGAAAAAAUCGCUAUAUAUCUCAAGCCAAAGCUGUUUCUUCCAAAAGACUAUAUUAUUUACAAAGAUGAAGACUGUGAGGAAAUGUAUUUUGUUAUAGAAGGAUCAGUUGUACUAAUUUCUUCAGAUAACAAAGCAAUGUUUAAGACACUUAGAAAAGGAUCAUUUAUUGGUGACAUUGAAUUACUAACAGAGGAUAAGCCCAGCUUUUCCGUCAUCGCCAAAAGCAUGUGCUACACUUAUUCUCUCCAUAGGAACGACUUAAUGAAAUUUGCCGAAAAGUACCCAGAUAUUUAUGAGCAAAUUUUGAAAAGAACUGUAAAAAAUAAUGGCUUGCCUUUGAAUUUUCUCAAUCAAGAAAGCAUGGACGAAUUUGAGUCAGCUAAAUUGUAUAAUAAUGAUUUAGGCAAUGUUCUAGACAUUUAUACCACCAUUAAUAUUCCUCAAUUUAAUAGAAAUCAUAAAAGCAGAAGGAUACCAAUAAACGAGAAAAAGAAGAGAAGAAUGAGGAGGUCAAUGACGCAAAUCGGAUCUCAAGUUUUUCAACACAAUCCAAGUCUUAUCAAAUUAGAUGAAAGGCAAAUGAGUAGAUAA
Blepharisma stoltei is the source of this 7829-nucleotide messenger RNA. The record is from the annotation of a GenBank genome assembly. NCBI's taxonomy places the organism in Eukaryota, Ciliophora, Heterotrichea, Heterotrichida, Blepharismidae.